Messenger RNA from Echinococcus granulosus, 153 nucleotides. RefSeq lists its product as hypothetical. The record is from RefSeq and is a predicted model, not a curated record. The transcript is spliced from 2 exons. The coding region runs from base 1 to 153 and encodes 50 amino acids. Lineage: Eukaryota; Metazoa; Platyhelminthes; Cestoda; Cyclophyllidea; Taeniidae.
AUGAUUAACAUCGAAUGUGAUGUUGAAGCGCAUUUUGAAGGCAGUAUGGUCUUUGUGCAGGAUCGACGCGGCUCAUUGAGACCGCCAAGUGCAAUGAGCGGUUUGACCCAUGCAUUACUGCAAGCUAUCGUCACCGGUGGAAAUAGCAGUUAA